AUGGGCAUCCAUGCUGUUAGCGUCAUGCUAGAGGCUCUCAAUAGAGAUGCCCAACAUGCUACUAUCGCCAAGUUCAUUCAAAAUGAACUUGACGCUGAACGCGAGAAAGUAGCCUUGCUUCACCAACAUGGUUCUCAACAAGCAGAGUUGUUGAGAGAACAGGGUGCUCAACAGUUUGAACUGUUGAGACAGCAGCAGGCUGCUGCUGGUGGGUCGAUGAUCUCGCGUCGACCCGAAGCCUUGGGAUUGACAUCUCCAAAUGACGCCAUAAGGGCGCGUCGCAUCGACGACGGGGAUAUGCAAGUUGCAUUUGCCCAGUCAAAUCUGGCAGGACGUGCCAAGACUUGGGCACAGGGGCUCAAGCUGCACGACCCAUAUGCGUUUGGGUCGUUGGAAGUCUUCAAGUCGCGGCUCAGACAAACGUUUGAACCGCCUAGAGCUGAGUUCAGGGCUCGAACCGAACUCUUGAAGGUCAAGCAGGGUAAGCGUGAUGUGCACGCUUACGCUCAACAUAUACGACAUCUCACGAGUUGUAUAAGUUCCAAUCCGGUGGAUGAACACACGUUGGUUUCGGUGUUCAUGCGGGGUCUUGCGGAUGAUCCCGUCAAGACUCACCUGUUCCGGCUUGAACUAGAUUCACUAGAACAAGCCAUUUCCAUUGCGGAACAGGAAGACUUCAGUCUGAGACAGGCUCGCGCCAGCUCGACAUCAUAUCGUCAACCGAGACGAUAUGACAACGGAGGUCCAGAGCCGAUGGAACUCUGUUAUGUAGAGAGCGAGAAGGCUCGCUCUACAGACUACAAGAAGUUGCAGAGAUGCAACAGAUGUCAACAGACAGGACACUACGCUUACGAGUGUAGUGCCCCUCGUCCAGUGUCUCGCAACACUGGGCGUAGUGACCGUCCACCCGUGGGAAAGGGGCAGGGACGCGGGUCCGCAGUUGGUGCAAAGACGCAGCAACGGGAUCGACCGUCAAAAAACGGACAGGAUCAGUAG
Messenger RNA from Peronospora matthiolae, 996 nucleotides. The record is from the annotation of a GenBank genome assembly. NCBI's taxonomy places the organism in Eukaryota, Oomycota, Peronosporomycetes, Peronosporales, Peronosporaceae.